AUGGCUUUCCUGUGGAUCCUCUCGUGCCUCGCCUUCGUCAGCGCCGCCUACGGUUGCGGCUCUCCCGCCAUCCCUCCUGUGAUCACGGGGUACUCCCGUAUCGUCAACGGUGAGGAGGCCGUGCCGCACUCCUGGCCCUGGCAGGUGUCGCUGCAGGACUACACGGGUUUCCACUUCUGUGGUGGUUCCCUGGUCAACGAGAACUGGGUGGUGACAGCAGCCCACUGCAGUGUCAGGACUUCUCAUCGCGUGGUUCUGGGCGAGCACGAUCACUCAUCUACAGCUGAGGACAUCCAGGUCAUGAAGAUCAGCAAGGUGUUCAAGCACCCCCGCUACAACGGCUUCACCAUCAACAAUGACAUCCUGCUCAUCAAGUUGGCCAGCCCAGCCAAGAUGAACAUGAAUGUGUCGCCCGUCUGCGUGGCCGAGUCUGGAGAUGACUUCCCCGGAGGCACCAAGUGCGUCACCACCGGCUGGGGACUGACCCAGCACAACGGUAACACGCCGGACCUCCUCCAGCAGGCCUCCCUGCCACUCCUGACCAAUGAGCAGUGCCGUAGAUUCUGGGGCAACAGGAUCAGCAACCUGAUGAUCUGCGCCGGAGCCUCCGGAGCUUCAUCCUGCAUGGGCGACUCCGGCGGCCCCCUGGUCUGCCAGAAAGCCGGCGCCUGGACCCUGGUCGGCAUUGUGUCCUGGGGCAGCGGAACGUGCACACCCACCAUGCCCGGUGUCUACGCCCGUGUCACCGAGCUGCGCGCCUGGAUGGACCAGACCAUUGCCGCCAACUAA
This is a messenger RNA of Nerophis lumbriciformis (worm pipefish), 789 nucleotides long. The record is from RefSeq and is a predicted model, not a curated record. NCBI's taxonomy places the organism in Eukaryota, Metazoa, Chordata, Actinopteri, Syngnathiformes, Syngnathidae.